ACCGAUAUCAAGAUUACGGGGGUGGAGUAGCAUUCCCCAAAUCUGGACAAGAGUCCAAUCCUCCUUCAGACAUCGAAAGGACUAUGAGACGUCUCACCCUCAACACUCGUCCCGCACAAGAGACUGCCGCCGCUCAACGUCAGUAUGAACGAGGACGGAAAAUCUCGGGAGGUGUUCUGGGUCUAAGCGGGUCGACUAAUCAGCAAGAGGCAUACAUGAACCAACGACAAGGAGAACGAUCCCGAUCAAGACCACCAAAUGAACGAGCGAGACCCAUCAGCCAAGACUUUAGUGGUCGACAGCUGUACAUGCCCACUGGAGGAAGUAAUAUUAGUGGAGCAGACCCUGGACUAAUGGAUACUUCGCAACCAGGAGUCGUUCCUCGUCCACAGUCUCAAUACGUGAAUCCGAACACGAUGGCUGGGGGAGACAGACCUAUGAAUAUAUCCCAGUAUAUG
Molecule: messenger RNA, 458 nt
Organism: Acaulospora colombiana
Lineage: Eukaryota; Fungi; Glomeromycota; Glomeromycetes; Diversisporales; Acaulosporaceae
Source: the annotation of a GenBank genome assembly